UGCGGAAGGGGAGGGGAGGGGGGGGGAGGAGGAGGCGAUUGGAUGCGGCGGCGGCGGCGGCGGCGGUGGCGGCGGCGGAUCCCGGAGAGCAACGGAGUGAGAGGAGCAGCGAGUCCGGCAGCCGGAGAAAACCAGCCUUUAUAACAAAGGAUGAAAAAGAGGGGGAAAAAAAGUUCAGCAAAACUCACCAGCAUAUUGAACAAGUCUGAAAUUAUAUUCAGUGUCGCCCCACAUCUGCAACAAGGGGUUGAAAAUAUUUCAAUCAUGGCUCAUUCAAAGACAAGGGCCAAUGAUGGAAAAAUUACUUAUCCUCCUGGCGUCAAAGAAAUCUCAGACAAAAUAUCUAAAGAGGAGAUGGUGAGACGGUUAAAGAUGGUUGUAAAAACUUUCAUGGAUAUGGACCAGGACUCGGAAGAAGAAAAGGAGCUAUAUCUAAACCUUGCUUUACACCUUGCUUCAGAUUUUUUCCUCAAGCAUCCUGAUAAAGAUGUUCGCUUACUGGUGGCAUGUUGUCUUGCUGAUAUUUUUAGGAUUUAUGCUCCUGAAGCACCUUAUACUUCACCAGACAAAUUGAAGGAUAUAUUUAUGUUUAUAACAAGACAAUUGAAAGGAUUAGAAGAUACAAAAAGUCCGCAGUUCAAUAGAUAUUUUUAUUUACUUGAGAACAUUGCUUGGGUCAAGUCCUAUAACAUAUGCUUUGAAUUAGAAGAUAGCAAUGAAAUUUUCACGCAGCUUUAUAGGACUUUAUUUUCAGUCAUAAACAAUGGCCACAAUCAAAAAGUUCAUAUGCACAUGGUGGAUCUGAUGAGCUCUAUUAUUUGUGAGGGAGAUACUGUUUCUCAGGAGCUUUUGGAUACAGUUCUAGUAAAUCUGGUGCCUGCCCACAAGAAUUUAAACAAACAAGCAUAUGACCUGGCCAAGGCUCUACUGAAGAGAACAGCUCAAGCUAUUGAACCGUAUAUUACUAAUUUUUUUAAUCAGGUUCUUAUGCUUGGAAAAACAUCUAUCAGUGAUCUAUCAGAGCACGUUUUUGACUUAAUAUUGGAACUCUACAAUAUCGACAGUCAUUUGUUACUAUCUGUUUUACCACAGCUUGAAUUUAAACUGAAGAGCAAUGACAAUGAAGAACGGCUGCAAGUUGUUAAACUGCUAGCAAAAAUGUUUGGGGCAAAGGAUUCAGAAUUGGCAUCUCAAAAUAAACCACUUUGGCAGUGCUAUUUGGGAAGGUUUAAUGAUAUUCAUGUACCUAUACGGCUUGAAUGUGUGAAAUUUGCCAGCCAUUGCCUUAUGAACCAUCCUGAUUUGGCAAAGGAUUUAACAGAAUAUCUUAAAGUAAGAUCACAUGAUCCUGAAGAAGCCAUUAGACAUGAUGUUAUUGUUUCUAUAGUUACAGCAGCUAAAAAAGAUAUUCUGCUUGUUAACGAUCACUUACUUAAUUUUGUGCGAGAACGAACAUUAGACAAACGGUGGCGAGUCAGAAAAGAAGCCAUGAUGGGACUUGCCCAAAUUUACAAGAAAUAUUCGUUGCAGUCAGAAGCUGGAAAGGAAGCUGCAAAACAAAUUUCAUGGAUCAAGGACAAAUUGCUACAUAUAUAUUAUCAAAACAGUAUUGAUGACCGGUUGCUUGUUGAACGCAUCUUUGCUCAAUACAUGGUUCCUCACAAUUUGGAAACUACAGAACGAAUGAAAUGCUUAUAUUACCUGUAUGCUACAUUGGAUUUAAAUGCUGUGAAAGCCUUGAAUGAAAUGUGGAAAUGUCAGAACCUUCUCCGGCAUCAAGUAAAGGAUUUGCUAGAUUUAAUUAAACAGCCCAAAACAGAUGCCAGUGGUAAAGCCAUAUUUUCAAAAGUGAUGAUAAUUACAAGAAAUUUGCCUGAUCCUGGUAAGGCUCAGGAUUUUAUGAAAAAAUUCACACAAGUGUUAGAAGAUGAUGAGAAAAUAAGAAACCAGUUAGAAAUGCUUGUUAGUCCAACAUGUUCCUGUAAGCAGGCUGAAGGAUGUGUGCGUGAAAUAACCAAGAAGUUGGGCAACCCCAAACAACCUACAAAUCCUUUUCUGGAAAUGAUUAAAUUCCUCCUGGAGAGGAUAGCUCCGGUGCAUAUAGAUACUGAAUCUAUAAGUGCUCUUAUUAAGCAAGUGAACAAGUCAAUAGAUGGAACAGCAGAUGAUGAAGAUGAGGGUGUUCCAACUGAUCAAGCAAUCAGGGCAGGCCUUGAAUUGCUUAAGGUACUCUCAUUUACACAUCCUAUCUCAUUUCAUUCGGCGGAAACUUUUGAAUCUCUUCUGGCUUGCCUAAAAAUGGAUGAUGAAAAAGUAGCAGAAGCUGCAUUACAAAUUUUCAAAAAUACAGGAAGCAAAAUUGAAGAAGACUUCCCACAUAUCAGAUCGGCAUUGCUUCCAGUUCUACAUCACAAAGCUAAAAAAGGACCUCCACGUCAAGCCAAAUAUGCUAUUCACUGUAUCCACGCAAUAUUUUCCAGUAAAGAGACACAGUUUGCACAGAUAUUUGAGCCACUGCAUAAAAGCCUAGACCCAAGCAACCUUGAACAUCUCAUAACACCAUUGGUUUCUAUUGGUCACAUAGCUCUUCUUGCACCAGAUCAAUUUGCUGCUCCUUUGAAAUCUUUGGUAGCUACUUUCAUCGUAAAAGAUCUUCUUAUGAAUGACCGGCUUCCAGGGAAAAAGACAACCAAGCUGUGGGUUCCUGAUGAAGAAGUUUCUCCUGAGACACUAGUUAAAAUUCAAGCCAUUAAAAUGAUGGUGCGAUGGCUAUUAGGAAUGAAAAACAAUCACAGCAAAUCAGGAACUUCUACACUGAGAUUAUUAACAACAAUAUUGCAUAGCGAUGGAGACUUAACAGAACAGGGCAAAAUUAGUAAACCAGAUAUGUCGCGUCUGAGACUGGCUGCUGGAAGUGCGAUCGUGAAGUUGGCCCAAGAACCCUGCUAUCAUGAAAUCAUCACAUUAGAACAAUAUCAGUUAUGUGCUUUAGCUAUCAAUGAUGAAUGCUACCAAGUAAGACAAGUGUUUGCUCAGAAACUUCACAAGGGCCUUUCCAGAUUACGGUUACCACUUGAAUACAUGGCAAUCUGUGCAUUGUGUGCCAAAGACCCAGUGAAAGAGAGAAGAGCACAUGCCAGGCAGUGUCUGGUGAAAAAUAUAAAUGUGAGACGAGAAUAUCUGAAGCAACAUGCAGCAGUUAGUGAAAAAUUAUUAUCACUCUUACCAGAAUAUGUUGUUCCUUAUACUAUUCAUCUUUUGGCACAUGAUCCAGAUUACGUGAAAGUCCAGGACAUUGAACAACUUAAAGAUGUGAAAGAAUGUCUCUGGUUCAUACUUGAAAUCUUAAUGGCUAAAAAUGAAAAUAACAGUCAUGCCUUUAUCCGAAAGAUGGUAGAAAAUAUUAAACAAACAAAAGAUGCCCAAGGACCAGAUGAUGCCAAAAUGAAUGAAAAACUGUACACAGUGUGUGAUGUAGCAAUGAAUAUCAUCAUGUCGAAGAGUACCACAUAUAGUUUGGAGUCUCCAAAAGACCCAGUACUUCCAGCACGAUUUUUCACUCAACCUGACAAGAACUUUAGUAACACCAAAAAUUAUCUGCCUCCAGAAAUGAAAUCCUUCUUCACUCCGGGAAAGCCUAAAACAGCCAAUGUUCUUGGAGCUGUUAAUAAGCCUCUUUCAUCAGCAGGCAAGCAGUCUCAGUCUAAAUCUUCAAGGAUGGAGACUGUGAGCAAUGCAAGUAGCAGCUCAAAUCCAAGUUCUCCAGGAAGAAUUAAAGGAAGGCUUGACAGUUCUGAAAUGGAUCAUAGUGAAAAUGAAGAUUUCUCAAUGUCUUCACCCAUGCCAGGAAAAAAAAGUGACAAGAGAGACGACUCUGAUCUUUCUGAACUUGAGAAGCCCAGGAGUCGAAAGAAGACACCUGUUACAGAUCCAGAAGAGAAAUUAGGUAUGGAUGACUUAACCAAAUUGGUUCAAGAACAGAAACCAAAGGGGAGUCAGCGAGGGAGGAAAAGAGGCACAGCUAUGUCUGAUUCUGAUGAACAGCAGUGGCCAGAAGAGAAGAGGCUCAAAGAAGAUUCCUUAGAAAAUGAGGAUGAACAGAAUAGUCCUCCUAAAAAGGGCAGAAGAGGGCGACCCCCUAAAGCAGUUGGUAGUGGCACUCCAAAAGAAGAGCCAGCAAUUAAAACAUCUAAGAGAGGAGGCAGGAAAAAGCCUGGACCCCCAGCAGCAGAGGAGGAAGAAGAAGAAGAGAGACAGAGUGAAAACAUGGAACAGAAACAAAAGGGCAGACAACAUAGAACAUCUAGGAGAGCACAACAGAGCAGAGCAGAAUCUUCUGAAAGUAGUGCAGUUGAAUCCACACAGUCCACACCACAGAAAAGACGAGGAAGACCACCAAAAACGCCAUCACCAUCACAACCAAAAAAAAAUGUCCGCACUGGACGCUCCAAACAAGCUUCUAGUAAAGAAAAUGAAUCAAGUGAAGAGAUGGAUGUUUUUCAGAGUAGCUCUCCUGUCAAUGAUGACAUUCCACAAGAAGAAAUAAUGGAGGAAGAGGAAGUUUCUACAAUCACUGUACGACGGCGAACCUCUAAAAGGGAAAGACGAUGAACCAUCAUAAUUAAAAGCCUCCUAAGUGAAAUUUUGAGGAAUUCAUUUGUUGUCAAGUUUAAAGCUUAAUUAAGCUGUUGAUGCACAUCGGGAUUAUUGAAGAAAGGAAGAUUGAGCCUUGCUUUUACUGCCCCACGCAUUUGCAGUUCCUCAUUCACAUUAGCCACACACACGUUGAUACUGACUGGUUCUUUGUGAAAGUGUAAUGUGCGUUGGCUAUGUAGACAUGAACUAAAGAGAAAUUUGUACAUAAAUCUUUUUUUUUUUUUUUUUGAUGUUUCUGACUUCUAAAGUGCUUGUAUAGCUUUUAUUUGCGGCUUUAAAAAACUGACAGUAUCCAACUGUUUAUUGGGUCUAUGAUUCACUAUAUGGAUUUGAAAACAAUUUGUUAGACUAGAUCUUAAGCAGUGUCUGUCAGUGUUUGUAUUUGUACUCGGCAUUUUACUGUGAAAAAAAAAUCAGUUUUGACAAAUAGUGUCAUUUUCAUGCCACUAUUUGUUGGAAAGUUGAAUGGUCUUUUUCCUUUUGUGUAUCUAAUCUAGUGUUCAUACUUCUGGGCACCUUUUACUCUGUAGAGGUGCUAAACUGCUCUGCCAUUACAGCUGAAUGAUGUCUAAUAGGAUGAUGAUACAACAGGUGCAAAUUGUGAAAUAGUACUUAAGUUUGUUUGAAUUUACACCUCAGUAUUGGUGCCAGAAUAUUCUGGUCUUUUGUGGCAUUGAACAUUUGAAGGGGGGGGGGGGGCGGGAGGGAAGAAAGAGAGAUUUAAAAUAUUUUAAUUUUAAAGUGUGUGCUGUUAAAUAAUGUACUGAAUUCCUUACCCAUUUAUCCCUUUUCAGUUUUUAUUAAUCUACUGUAUCAAUAAAAUUCUGUAACUGAAUAAGUUUUUGAUAGUCUAGUAUGUUAAUGUGUGUAGAUAUUUCCUCAUGAACAUUAUGUUCAGAAAAUGCAAAUUAUUACAUUAUAUGAAAUCUGAUAUAAACAUUAGUGAAAUUACAGUUCUUAAUACAAUGUAAAGUUAAUCAGAAAGAAAAAAAUUUUAUUGAUGCAGUGUGUCUUUAUAAAGCUGUUCUUGAAAGCCAAGUGUUUUGUAUUUUAUAGUGAGUUGCAUGUUUAUGGGAAAAAUAUGCUUAAAAUGGGAUGUAAUCUUUUCUGGAAAUUCGUAUCUAGCAGUAGUAUAUGAUUGCCUCAUAACAGAAUUUUCCACCGAGAGUUUAUUAUUGUACUUCAUUUUUGUGAAACAAGUUUUUUUGUUUUUUGUUUUUUUUGUAUUUGGAGCUUACAUUUUUAUUGACUUAGCAGCUAUAGAUUUUGCGAUCUUACAAGAUCUGUUUGAAAUUCCUUUGGGGGGAACAGGGGAAUUACCAUUACGCUACACUUAAGAGUAGUUUAAUUUUUUUAUUUUCUGUAAUCUGCAAAAACAGAAAUGAAUUACUCAACAGUAUCCUCUAUACAGUUUUUUGAACUGUAUCUUUGAACCAAAAUGUAUAGGUUAAUACUUUUAUGUUUAGCUAGACUCACUUUAUUUCUUCAGAUGCUAUUCUUUUGUUUCUUUGCAGUUGACAUGAGAAAAAAAUCAAUAUCUAACUUAUUAAAUUUUAUCUCACUGAAAAAAUGAAGCAUUUUUUUGUGUGUAACCUACCAAUGUUUUUGUUAUAUUUCUGAGAUAGGUUAUAAUAGAUGGUGGUGUAAUAAAGAGGACAUUUUUGUUAGAAAAUGUCUUUUUACCAUUUUCCAGUGUAUAUAUCCUAAUAAUUUGGUUUUCUUGUAUAUAUUUCUUUAUGCCAAUGGAGCAUUCAAACCUUCAUUUUUUUAAUGUAGGAAAUUGUGUUUAACAACCUGUCUCAAUAUUUAACAAUUCUUCAUUUUAUACUCAUGAUGGCAUCACUGAUUAUGGGAAGACUGCUGUACACUAGGGCAGCUAAUGUUGUGUUAAAAGGUACAUUGAUUGUGAAAUUUCCAUUAGCAAAAUUCUUCUAAAUAGGCUACUUCUGUUUGAGCAGUGCAAGUUUUUAAUCUAUAAAAUAAAGAAUAAAAGCUAGCUUUAUAUUUUCUUCAUUGACUUGAUUGCACUGAAAAUGUUUAUGUUGAAUAUAUCUUUGAGAUCAUUUUAAAAAUAAGAAAAAUAGCUUAAAACUGCUUGUGAAUUAUCAAAAAUUUAUUUGCAUGAUCAUAGUUAACUAAAUUUCAUCAACAUUAAUGAUGUACAUACACCUGGUCAUAAUGAUGUUGUAAUGCAAAUUCUGUCUAUAUAUAAUGCUAAUUUGUCUGUUUCAUUAUGUGUUCUCUCUUGAGUCCAGCUUGUGUAAUAUUCAUUAUUUACUGGGAAAAUGGGUGUAGUAAUGUUAUGAAAUUCUACUGAUGUUCUGUGAGCCUCCAUCUUAGAUGAUUAUUCUCACUAUCUUAAAAAUUUGUAUUAUACGUGCUAACAUUUUCUAGGCUUGCUGAUAAAUAGAGCAAAAAUAACUGCAUAAAAACUUUUCUAAUAGCAUAUUUUUUCUUUAGUUAUAAUUAAAAUACAUGCUGUAGUGCAAUAAAAAAAAAAAAGCACUCAUAUUUAUUUCCCACAUGCUAUUUGAGGAUGUUAUAGAUAGGUUAUCUUACUGUACCAUGUAGCAGCACCAUUCUAUCCAGUUUUCAUUACAAUUUAUUGUCUGGGUUGGUAUAAAUUAGAAAAGUGGCAGUAAAUUUUUUUCCAAAUAGUAAAGGAUAAAUUACAUUCACUACCAUGAACGUAUGAUGUCAAAUAGUAGAUACCUAGGAAAUUUUUGAAAAUGGGGGGAGGAGGAUUAAAUUAAGACAUAAAUAAAUGACAGUUUUUGUUAAGAAGGAACAAAAUACCUUCCAUGUCACUUUAUAAAACAUUGAAUAAUAAAAUAGAUGUGAACAUCAGUUUUCAACCAUAGAUUUUGAUCUUCAUAUUUUAAUGUCCCAAAAGAAUCCCAUUUUUUUCCUGAAUAGGAAUAUCAUUGAUCUGUAAAUUUAGAGACUUAUAUUUACAUAAUGAAGAAAAUUAAUGUAACCAAUGGUGCUGAAUUUUCUGUCUAGAUCUGGCAUUCAGAAUCUUGACUGACAGGUACCAACUGCCAUUGAAAAAUGGUAAACCCAAGAGAAUUAAUCUAUUUUAUAUUAUUUUGAAGUCUCUUGUAUAAGUAAUAUUAGAAACAACUGCUGGUGGCAACUUCUUGCACAUAAUAUAUCCUAUGUUCAUUGUCUAUAGUCUCAGCAUCUGUUUUAUCAGUAUUUUGUGCAGUGGAGGUGGGAUACACCUUUUUCUUUUUUGGGGGGUAGAGGGAAAUUCCUAUCCUUUGUGUCUUAAAUCUUUACUUAACUUUUUCCCAAAAUAAGAAAUUGGAUAAUUCAUAAGUUUAUCUGCCACUUCAGAAUUUGAGAAUACAAAUUAAUAAGAAAUUUAUUUUGAUAAAUUAAUAUUUUAAACUCCUGGUUGGAGAAUAAAUUUUGUUUUCAAAUUACAGGUUAACCCAUUUAAACUCUGAAAAUCACCUAGGGCAAAAAAUAAAGAUAAAGGAUUUGCACCUUUGGAAUUUGUUCAAGGGAAUACAAAUAUUAUUUAAUCUUAACUUUAUAUUUUAUGAAUCAGAAUGCCCUCAAGACAAGAAGAAUCUUUUGUCCAGUAAAAUUUAUCAUUAAUGUCUACUAAAGCAAGAAUAAGCAUAAAGGAGUAAAUGAAGUUCUUCCUUCCAAAAAACUUUACAUCAGUAGAAAAUUUUAGAGAUCCAUAAGAAAUGUGAGAUGUUAGAAUAGUGAAAUUUGGUUGGAGGAUUCAUUGGGAUAAUUGCAAAGUAUUCACUAAUUUAAAUCAACAUAUUAAAAACAAAAACUGAAAAUGCCUCUGGAUCUUUUAGUGUAACAAAAGACCUUAGUCCAAAUUACAUUUUCUGCUCAAAUAUGAAAAGCAGAUAGAGGUAUAAUGCAGAAAGCUUCAGCAGUUUUGAAGUUAUAAUAAAGUUCGUUAACUACUUGCUUAAGGCUAACCUAAUUUUACCUCCCAGUUAACAGAUUUUUUGAUGUUUAUUAUCAACCAAGUCUUUAUCUGACUUAUGUCCGUCUAAAUCUGUAUUGUUUUUAAAAGUUCUGAGAUACUUCAAAAAAACCUUUCUUCAAAAGGCUUCAGCUAGGUUUUGAGAACAGAACCUUAAGAUUUCUGGUUUCUUCUCCUCCCUGUUUUAUCCCUUACUCCAUCAGCCCAGCUUUUCUCACAUAAUGGUUCAUUGUGAUAUAGGCAUACUUUUUAAACAGUGACUUGAUGAAGGUCUGGUUAAUAACUCACGAGGAGAUAUCAUCAAAUGUUUUAUAAAUCCUUUAAUUGUUCAUUCUCAAUGAAAAUGAGAAAUGCUUUUAUAAAUUUUGAUUACUGAUAAAAAUUAUGCCAUAAUUGUACAUACUGCAUGUAAUUGGUAUGCAUAAAUUUUUUGUUAAGUUUUCAUCGACUAUGUUCCAAUUUCAAAAAUAUAUGUAGACAAGAUAUUUCUAUAAACCUCAGACUUCUUUGCAGUGGACCUUUGCAAGUA
Messenger RNA from Antechinus flavipes (yellow-footed antechinus), 9143 nucleotides. RefSeq names its product PDS5 cohesin associated factor B (gene PDS5B). The coding region runs from base 151 to 4611 and encodes 1486 amino acids. Gene Ontology annotation, biological process: DNA repair; mitotic sister chromatid cohesion. The transcript is spliced from 36 exons. The record is from RefSeq and is a predicted model, not a curated record. Gene Ontology annotation, cellular component: chromatin; nucleus. Lineage: Eukaryota; Metazoa; Chordata; Mammalia; Dasyuromorphia; Dasyuridae.